AUGCGGUUUAUGUACCCAUUAUCUUAUCUGAAGAACUCGAAAUAUAUAGCGUCUGACUAUUUCAUUGAUUUGAUGUGUUUACCCAAAACACUGGCCAUUCUUAACAUUGCGAUGCGUUUGCUCUCAUACGACAUCUUCACCAUUGAUUUGAUCCGUUGGGCAAAUGACGGACGCAUUCCGUACCAGAACUGCAUGACAUGUUUGCCCGAAGAGUGGCUUUUCAUAUCCAAUGACUUUCAUACGUUCACCUCUUCAUUCAUUCCCUCCUAUCAGACAAUCAACACAUUGUCGGCAAAGAUAGCCAAACAUAUCGGUGUGAAGACGUUUCCCAGACCUAACUUAGAGAAUCUGUUGAUCAGAUUUGCCAAAGACUUGAAUUUACCCAAAGAUAUAGUUUCGGUGAUUGAAAACAAUUACAAUCUUUACGAACACUUUUCGAGUAGAUUAGAGCGAAUGGCUAUUAAUAUGCGUAAAGUUAGCACAUUUCCAGCCUAUGAGAGAUGGGCUCUAAUGGCUAUCGUUUUGGUACUCAAACGCAUAUUUCUUCUCAACGACUCGUCUGAGAAGCGUUUGAGUCAUUACUCAAGAGAUUUAAACCAAUACUUUAAUUGGUAUGAAUGGGAACAAUAUUCACGCGUUCGGCUCGAGUUGAUUACGUCUUAUACCACAUCCCUGUAUGGCUGCAAAUUUGAAGAUAUAAAAGAUGUGGAUGUGAUUGUCGAGCAUUCGCUUAAACGCUCUGAUUAUGAAAUGACAAAAACCAUUGAAUGCAUCAAAAGGGGUUAUAAAUACUAUGACUUUCGGCAAGAUUUGCGACAGGAGUAUAAAUCUUUGCUUCUGAAUGAAAACGACUCUCACGACAGUCAGUCGACUGAAUCAGUCUAUCAUUCAUUAUAUCCGUUAACGACUGCAACAGAAUUGGCGUUAAAACGGGUCACUUCUCCCGCUGUGAAGGAAGUGUUGUCCACUAAUUUUGAAGACAAAUCACUGAGCGGUUGGACGUGUAGUCACGGAAAGGUAUUUCAUAGAGGCUAUGAUUUCUUACACAAAGAUCCCAAACAGUGGUCCUCAACGUUCAAACUGCUGAUCCGUUUGAGUUGUAUAAUACUCUGCUGUCGGACCAAAGAUCUCAUACCAAUCAUCAAUAGAAUGGAAACAAUAUAUUUCAGUAAUAAAAGCAUGAAAAAGAAAUUUAAACGUUAA
Molecule: messenger RNA, 1203 nt
Organism: Medioppia subpectinata
Lineage: Eukaryota; Metazoa; Arthropoda; Arachnida; Sarcoptiformes; Oppiidae
Source: the annotation of a GenBank genome assembly